GCGGCAGCAGACGAUAUUUGAGUGGAGACCAGUGGAUUGUUGUACAUAGAGCAGAUUCAGUGUCGUCAAUGGGAAGCACGCGAGACGGUGGCAAAGCUAGUUACGGUCUAGAUUGAAAUCCACAGCUGCACCAUGCUCUCCAGGUCUCUCCCGUGUCUGUGGAUUACGUUUUGCCUUCAUUUAUGCUUUUAUGUAGACAGCGGUGAAGCACAGAAUGCGAAGGAAGUGAUUCUACUGGACUCCAAGGCACAGCAGACAGAACUGGAGUGGAUCUCCUAUCCUCCCAAUGGGUGGGAAGAGAUAAGCGGCUUGGAUGAGAACUAUACACCCAUCCGAACAUACCAGGUUUGCCAAGUCAUGGAACCCAAUCAGAAUAACUGGCUUCGGACUAACUGGAUAGAGAAGGGCGAUGCCCAGAGAAUUUUUGUGGAGCUGAAAUUCACCUUGAGGGAUUGUAACAGCCUACCUGGUGUGGUGGGCACUUGCAAGGAGACAUUCAACUUGUAUUACCAGGAAACAGAUUCAGAGGUAGGACGAAGCUUACGGGAGAAUCAGUACGUGAAAAUAGACACAAUUGCAGCAGAUGAAAGCUUCACUCAGGGUGACCUAGGCGAGAGGAAGAUGAAGCUGAACACCGAAGUGCGCAUAAUUGGCCCCCUGUCCAGGCGGGGCUUCUACCUGGCCUUCCAGGAUGUAGGAGCGUGCAUCGCCCUGGUCUCUGUCAAAGUUUAUUACAAGAAGUGUUGGUCUAUCAUCGAGAACCUGGCCACGUUCCCAGACACCGUGACGGGAUCAGAGUUCUCCUCGCUGGUGGAGGUCGAGGGUAUGUGCGUGAGCGAUGCCGAGGAGGAAGCCGAUAACUCUCCUAAGAUGCACUGCAGUGCUGAGGGGGAAUGGCUAGUGCCCAUUGGGAAAUGUAUAUGCAAAGCUGGAUUUCAUCAGAAGGGAGACGCAUGUGAACCAUGUGGUCGGGGUUUCUACAAGUCUUCCUCGCAGGACCUUCAGUGCUCUCGCUGUCCGGUGCAUAGCUUCAAUGACCGCGAAGGCUCCUGGCGCUGUGACUGUGAGGACGGCUACUACCGAGCACUCUCUGACCCUCCGUCUGUGGCGUGCACAAGACCUCCCUCUGCACCACAGAACCUGGUCUACAACAUCAACCAGACCACAGUUAGCCUGGAGUGGAGCCCACCGGCUGACACCGGCGGUCGCAACGACGUCACCUACAGGGUUAUAUGUCGCCGCUGCAGCUGGGAACCCGAGGAGUGUGUUCCGUGUGGGCUAAAUGUGGGAUACUCUCCCGCACAGUCAGGAUUAGUGGACACUUACGUGACCGCUGUGGAUCUGCUCGCUCACGCCAACUACACUUUUGAGGUGGAGGCUGUCAACGGGGUGUCUGACCUCAGCCGCACGCAGAGGCUGUUUGCUGCAGUUAGCAUUGCUACUGGCCAAGCAGCUCCGUCCCAGGUCAGCGAGGUCAUCAAAGAGAGAGUGCAGCAGCACAGCGUCCACCUCUCCUGGCAGGAGCCCCAGCAACCCAACGGUGUCAUCACAGAAUAUGAGAUCAAAUAUUAUGAAAAAGAUCAGAAGGACCGGAUUUACUCUACUGUGAGGUCAAAGUCCACAUCAGCUACGGUGAACAACCUAAAGCCCAGCACAGCCUAUGUGUUCCAGAUUAGGGCUUUCACAGAAGCAGGAUAUGGCACCUUUGGGCCUAGACUAGAGAUAACCACCAAAGAAGAGGCCACAGCUGCAAUCGUCUCUAGUGAGCAGAACCCCGUCAUCAUCAUUGCAGUGGUGGCCGUGGCGGGGACCAUCAUACUGGUGUUCAUGGUGUUUGGCUUCAUCAUCGGGAGAAGGUACGCUCUCGCGGGCCCCAUUGACUCUCCGCUCCUGCACUGCGGGUACAGCAAAGCUGAUCAGGAGGGAGAUGAGGAGCUCUACUUCCAGUUUAAAUUUCCAGGCACCAAAACCUACAUUGACCCCGAAACCUACGAGGACCCGAACAGGGCUGUCCAUCAAUUUGCCAAGGAGCUGGAUGCCUCUUGCAUUAAAAUCGAGCGGGUUAUUGGAGCAGGAGAGUUUGGAGAGGUGUGCAGUGGCCGACUGAAGCUGCCUGGAAAACGGGAUGUGUCAGUUGCCAUCAAGACACUCAAAGUGGGAUACACUGAGAAGCAGAGGCGUGACUUCCUGUGUGAAGCCAGCAUUAUGGGACAAUUUGACCAUCCUAAUGUUGUUCAUCUGGAGGGAGUCGUGACGAGAGGAAAACCAGUCAUGAUUGUCAUCGAAUACAUGGAGAACGGCUCAUUAGAUGCUUUCCUCAGGAAACACGAUGGCCAGUUCACAGUCAUCCAGCUGGUGGGAAUGUUGCGGGGUAUAGCAGCGGGAAUGAGAUAUCUUUCCGAUAUGGGAUAUGUCCAUCGUGAUCUGGCUGCACGGAAUAUCCUGGUCAACUGCAAUCUCGUGUGUAAAGUGUCUGACUUCGGCCUGUCGAGGGUGAUAGACGACGAUCCCGAGGCUGUCUACACAACAACCGGUGGAAAAAUCCCUGUCCGGUGGACUGCACCAGAAGCUAUUCAGUACCGUAAAUUCACCUCUGCAAGUGACGUGUGGAGUUACGGUGUUGUCAUGUGGGAGGUUAUGUCGUAUGGAGAACGGCCUUACUGGGACAUGUCCAACCAAGAUGUCAUUAAGGCAAUAGAGGAAGGAUACCGUCUUCCAGCCCCCAUGGACUGUCCGCCGGGUUUACAUCAGCUAAUGCUGGACUGCUGGCAGAAAGACCGAGCCGAACGCCCCAAAUUUGAUCAAAUAGUUGGCAUCCUUGAUAAGAUGAUACGUAACCCUAACACACUGAAAACCCCAGUGGGAACGUGUACAAGACCAAUUAGUCCCCUGUUAGAUCAGAGCACACCAGACUUCACUUCUUUCCGCUCAGUGGGAGAGUGGCUGGAAGCCAUCAAGAUGGAGCGAUACAGAGACAACUUCACAGCAGCUGGCUACAGUUCCUUGGAAUCUGUGGCCAGGAUGUCAAUCGAGGAUGUGAUGAGCUUGGGGAUCACUUUGGUGGGCCAUCAGAAAAAGAUCAUGAGCAGCAUACAGACUAUGAGAGCCCAGAUGCUGCACCUCCACGGCACAGGUGUCCAGGUGUGACGAUCUCUGACAGGCUGCCUUCGGAGAGGGCGCGAACAAAACUUGACUUGGGACAUAAAUGGAAUAAUUGUCAAAGCAAACAGACGUAUGAUGUCUGACUCUUCUGGCUGUGCCUGGAGUGAAAUCAUUCCUUUGUUUCUCAGUGAAUGAUUGUGGUCCGCCUCUUUAAAGGGCACUAAAGAGAGGAAAAGGGCAAAAAACGGCAACAAAAAAGAAACUACCUGGAUGAGACAAAUGUAUUUUUCCCUUCUUUUUGUAGAAGCGCGUACAAACUAAACCACAUAUCAAACAGCGCAUUGGAAAGGAGUUUGCCGCUUAUAUUUCUCUUUAUGUGCACACGUUGUCUAAGGAUUUCCUUUAUACGAACUACAACACCUUGAAGCGGUUUUAGUUGUUUGUUUUUUUUCGUUUUUCUUUGUGUCUGCCAUGAUGACACGUUUUGGCACAUAUAAAAGUUCUUUUUCCUCUCCUCUUUGGAUGUGACAACAGGGUAACUCUUUUAUCCAAACAGAGACAGAACUUUUUAGGUGCAGAUUUCAAAGUACUUUUUGUACUGGACUGUUUGCAAUGACUUUUGUUUUCCUUCAUGUGCUGUUGAAGUGAAAAUAUUAUCCUCACACGCUUGUUUUGCAGCCUGUUGGAGUGGGUUCUUGACCUGGUUAAAAAUUUUCAGCAUUUUUUAGCAAACAAUUUUCUGAUGAGUGCAGCACAGAUGGAGAUGCAGGAAGCAAACUGUUCUUUAAAUCACCAGAAUUUUUUUCUAUCAGAGUAGCAAUAUCCUUCAUCUAUCCUUCCCUUAGUGUUCACUAUGGGAUACACUUGGUUGUUGAGUAGAAUGUGUCAGCACGUUUGAAAGAUUGUAUUGGAGUUGCAGCUGUGCUUUGCCAUCAUUUUGCCUAAAAUGUUUUACAUAGUGGUUGUUUUGAAGAAUUGUUUAGCUGCGAGUGCGUUCAAGAAUUGACGAGACGUAAUACUGCCUUAAAAUGUGUUUAAGUAUUGCCACUAUUUUAGGCACUUCAAUGGCAUUGCUUUCUGUGGCUCAUUUCAGUGUUGUACUACUUCCUUUGUCUGUGUGUUUGUUUUUAGCAUGAUGUCUUUUUAUCUUGAACUUGUGUGCACAGACUCUGUUUUAUGCCACAAGUGACACAGUCAGUGAGAAAGAGUUGGACUAAAAAGAGCAAUAAUUACCAGGUAGAAAUUGUCCUCGACUGGGACUUUUUAAGGUGCUAGAUGACAUAGAAAGCAUGGGUGUGCUAUUCUGAGACAAAACCUUUGGAAAGAUUCAGUCACUGCUGCAAAAGGAAACAAAUGUACCUCUUUGACCUGAAAUGGUUUGGAAAAAAUACCAUGCCAACUCAUCAAAUGAAAUAAUCAUGUUGUAUUUUGCCGCUAUGAUAUGUUAAACAUGUGAUGAGACUCUAACGUGGCAUGAAAAUGUUGAAUUGAGUGACUGCAGAGAUAAAACACUUAAAUGGUGCCAAUUAGCCAUGCUGACAUCAUUUUCUAACAAAAAAAAAAAAUCAACAAGCCCCUUCAGGGUCUAGGUAUGAAAAUGCCAGACCAAACCAUGGAGCUCCUCUCAGACACGGACUGUGUUGUUAAAUCCCUCCGUCCCGGCUCUGCAGGCAGCCAUGCAGCCUCCUUGUUUAUUCAUGCGUCUUUGCAGCUCAUCACUCACAGGAGCAGAUGUGACAGAACAUGCAUUAAAGUGUUUCUUAAGAUUCCUCUUCUUUUCUUCCAUAUGGCUUUCUAUGGAGAACAGAGAAGAGGGGGCUGUGCAGAGGAUGUGCUAAAAGCCAAUCAAACUAUUUGGUGCCAUCUGUCUCCACUUCAAAAACAAACAAACAAACAAAAAAGACUCCCAAAAAAAGGAAAAGUUUCAAUGUUGAAUUUGUUUUACUGCACUGUCCUUUGAUACGAAAAUGUAGGUAUUCAGCUGUCACAUAAAGGGAAGUGGUGUUCUUCUCUCACUGCUGCUGCGACCUUAAACAUAACUCUGUGUUUUCAAAGCUUUACUUAUUUUCUCACCAUAGAAAAAAGUACAACCAAAUCAGGAAUCAACCUGGAGCUCGCUAACAGCCAGUAAAACCAACUGAAGCUUUCUUCAUUUUUUCCUCUGUCAUCUUUGAAAUGUCCACAUUGGGCCACAAGCACUAAAAAAGGGUUCUUUUUUUACCUUUUGUCCACCCUAAGCCUGUGACUGAAAUUGGUUUAAAAAUCUAGAAAAGACAACAAAAAAGGCCUCCACAGACAUUAUUGAAUCCUGAGCCUCACCAAAAAAGGCUAAGAUAUAGUCUUGACAAUGGACAACACACAGGGUUUAGAACUUCAGCUUGUGUAAUCAAUUAAGUCAUUUCAAAGUCACAUUUUUUCUGUACUUUCUCAACCGUUUGCUGUAUUGCCACCUGUUAGUUUGACAUAUUUAAACCAUGCUUGUGUGGAUGAAAAAUUCCUUCUCAGUUUGAAAAACAUGCAGUUUUGUCCUAAAAUGAACAACGUCAUCUGGCUUAGUGUGGAUGCACUGUUUAAAUCCAUUUUCACAGUGGGAUUCAUCUUGGGAUGAGAUGCCCAAAAUUAGCCCUGACCAGCCCAUUAUGUCAUACACAACCUCCCUUUAUCCAUACAGCAGACCUCAGCAAUUGGGCCUUUGAAUUGAAUACUGGCAUAAAGUCAUUCAGUCAGCACAAAACUCCCCAGUUCACAGGCAGCGCUCUGUCUCUCACCAUCAACUCCCUACACCCUGCUCUGAUUUUCAAAGCAGACCCCUGGAGAAGGCCCCUCACACCUACUGUAGGAUGCCUCUGUCCCUCUUUUCUUUCUGUUCUGGGAAGACAGCAGUUUGAGCCAAACUGAGAUUAAGGCCAGGAUGCAAUCAAUACAAUGUUUCAACUUGAAUCAUGCUGAACUUCAGGUUGCUCAACUCUGGAAAAAAAGGAGAAAAAAAAGUUUAGUUGUGACUCUGUUUCAUGGAGAAAAAAAAAAAAGUUUAGAUGAAAAAAGGCAAAAAAAAAAUAAAAUAAAAGGAACCUGCAGGGUAUAGAGUGCUGGCUGAAAUUUAGGAGUAGCAGAUAGAAUACAAACAUAUUUUUUAAAUCUUGUGGUUCAGCAGUUGGAAAUUUGUUUCUCCACUUUGGCAAGGUGGUGGAUGCUUCCAAAGAGUGCAGCACUGUCAAUUGUUUGAGAAAGAGCUGGGGUUUGAGGACAUCUUUGUAUAUGGUCUAAUUGUAAAACUUGUACAUUUUAUUUAUAUUGAUUUUCUUUCUUUCUUUGUUUUUUUUUUUUUUUUUACACAUAUUACUCAGUAGAGAGCUCUGGAUACAUUGAAAAUGCACUAUAUUUUUCUAUUUCACAGAUGAACUAUUGUCACCCACAAGAUUUCAGUUGUACAUAUUUUGUUCAUUUAGGACCAAAGACAGCUAAUAGGAUUCCCAUCUUUCCUUUGACUGUUUUGAUUUUGCCUUCUAGUUUAUUGUACAGUAAUAUAAAUGUUGAUUCAUUAUUUAUUUUUCUGUGAUCAGAGUACUGAGAAUAUUCACUGGUCAAAAGUAUUUUCCCCAAAAGCAGAACUGUAAGAUCAUUUAAUUAGACAGUUUCUUGUUACAUAGACAAUUCUUUUUGCUUUGUAACCUUUGUAAUAGACUGUACAUAUAUUUUUGGAAAUAUAAUACAAUCUAUAUAAUUUUCAAGUCUCCUUUGCAGUGUUUUUUUUUUUUUUCUUUAUACGCCGUUUAUCCUAUCCUGUGUUAUGUUUUUUUUGCCAUUUUUAGUUGUGGACACAGGUAUUCAACAUCAUU
This is a messenger RNA of Haplochromis burtoni (Burton's mouthbrooder), 6941 nucleotides long. RefSeq names its product eph receptor A7 (gene epha7). The record is from RefSeq and is a predicted model, not a curated record. Gene Ontology annotation, molecular function: protein binding; transmembrane-ephrin receptor activity; ATP binding. Gene Ontology annotation, cellular component: neuron projection; plasma membrane. The transcript has 17 exons. Gene Ontology annotation, biological process: cell surface receptor protein tyrosine kinase signaling pathway; protein phosphorylation; axon guidance. NCBI's taxonomy places the organism in Eukaryota, Metazoa, Chordata, Actinopteri, Cichliformes, Cichlidae. Bases 133 to 3147 code for a protein of 1004 amino acids.